AUGCAAUAUCACAACAAGACCUACCUACUAAACAUUCCGAAUUGGGACUGGCGAAGGGGCGAUGAUGCGAUUUGUGUUGCAGAAUUGAAGUUGGGCUUCCUGGCGCAGAAUUGUCUAGCUCCGGGAUUCUCAACUCUCCUUGCGAAUCUCUUCACCAUGCGGACGUAUAGAAAAGCAUCGGGAACAGAGGCGAGCUCGACAGUCUUGCCGAUGGGAACGAGCAGCUUCUGGCUGGACGACUAUAUGGAGGGUGCGGGGAUGGAGAUGUACACAGAGCACUUUUCGCCCGCCUUCGAGAAAAUGACCUUCGCUGCCGCAGCUGAACUCUGCUUCUCUCGCUUGCGUCUCCUUCUCAUAGCUGUGCAAUCAUCGAAGAGCUCUAGUGACACUGCCGCUGCUGUUCAUUCACCUUACCCAACAACUGGAAAUCUUGACACUCAUGUCAUCUCCAUCAAUCCCAAUAGUGCAACGAAGAUAACAGCAAACACUCUGGGAUUCUUUAUUGCUCAGUCAGCGGAGGACGCGAAAAGAGCCGCGUACUUUUGCAUCCGCUGUCAUGAGAAUGUCGAUAUGCACCAAGUCAAACCCUGUCCAUGUCGAAAGGCUUGUCAGUUAAGACGGUCUAAGUCCCUUUUCAGUCGCCUCCUGGAAUCGCGUAGCGCUGUGGAGCCUGUUCUCCCUGUUGCGAUUAGCUCCUCCUCAGUGAACUGCCUUCAGCAGCGUGUUGUCGUCGGUGCAUCAAGCUCCCCGAGCCACUUUGAUUUCGCAUGGCUGGCACGUGGCGCUGGAGCGAGUUUGGGAAACCAUUCAAGCUGGCACAGUGGCACCUACCACCAACUCCUCGCUUCAAACAACAGCAACACCAACAACCUCGAAGGUCACAAGAGCUCUGGUGAACAAGCUGUCAAUACCCUAUGUCAAUUUGAUGUCACUGGUAUGUUUCACUGGUGUCCGGAGAAGAAUAUCAAAGCCUGUCUGUUGGAUGAAGGCCAACCGGCUUCGUCAAAUUGCUUCAACGACCAUAUAGUUGUCUGCAUUUUUGCUGACUACCGCAGUCCCAUAAUUGGCUUGAGGAGUUUUAUCAUGCCUCUCAGGGCUAGUAAUCUCCACUUACACGAUCUAAAAACUGUAGUUCUUAUUGGAAACCUGGAUUACAUCAAACGAGAGUGGAAGACGAUAGCCAAUUUUCCAAAGAUUUGGGUUCUCCCUGGGUCCCCACUGAGUAAAGCGAAUUUGCGAUCAGUAAAUGUUAACCUCGCCUCCAUGUGUGUCAUUCUCUCCUCCAAAAGUGAUAAUACAAUAGAUGAUCUGACGCUUGCCGAUAAAGAAGCUAUUCUAUGCUCCCUUAAUGUAAAAGCAAUGGACUUUUCAGAUGUGGACACAAUAAAUGCCGAAGUCCCAGUGAUAACGCUGCGGCACAGUGCUCCACGUCGAGAUGAACAAGCGAGUAUGCUGAAAAAGACCCCCCGGAAUCGGAUCCAAAACCUCAUGAUGAAUAAAAGUCCGUCUGUAGGUUCGUCAACACAACAAACUGCUGAUCCGGUGGUACCAGCAGUGUUCUACCGACCUCCAAGAUUUGUUUCUCGUACUGGCUCAACUAUUCCAAUAGCAACGGAACUCGCAUUUGAUAUGAAUGUCCAGUUUCUCGAACAGGAGGAAGAGGAGGACGGUGGAGAGCUCUUUAUGACUCAACCCUUUGCCUGUGGUACUGCCUUCACUAUCAGUGUUUUGGAUUCCCUGAUGAGCACAGCGUACUUCAAUGAAUCAGCCCUAACACUGAUCCGAUCGCUUGUGACAGGUGGAUCUACACCGUUAUUGGAGAAGAUUCUUGCUGAAGGUGCUGGAAUGCGCGGCGGCACCCUUUCUUCCACGAACCAGGCCAGUCGAGAUAGAUGUCGAUUAGCCCAGCUGACUCUCACAGGCAGCACUCUGGGAAAGUUUGCUGUUCAAGGCACACCUUUCGAGAAACUUUUCCUUGGCGCUUUGAGAGAAUACGGGAUUCUAAUCAUUGGCAUCUAUCGGCUGCUUCGAUGGGGCGAACCUGGUAACGUGAGCUCCGUUUCCUAUAGGCGUUUUGUGAUUACCAAUCCCCCUCCCACACUGCCCCUCCAUCCAUCUGAUUGGAUCUUCUGUCUGGUCCCCCAUCAACACAUCUUAGAACCCAGCCAGGUACAGAAGAUAUGA
This is a messenger RNA of Rodentolepis nana, 2184 nucleotides long. The record is from the annotation of a GenBank genome assembly. Lineage: Eukaryota; Metazoa; Platyhelminthes; Cestoda; Cyclophyllidea; Hymenolepididae.